AUGGCAGAAGUUGGCUCUCCGCGCUCGUGUGCGAGUUCUGUUGAAGAUGAUAGUGACGCUGUCAACACCGAUUCCGCGAGGGUUUACUUUGGACCUCUCCAAUCACCCGAGAAGAAAUUCGCACCUCAUGCGAAGCUACGUACUCCCCUGAGAAGAUCGGCCAGGUUUUCUCAUAUACCUGUCAAAUCGCUCCUCCUCUGUGGAUCGAGCGACGAGGAAGAUUUGCACCCUGACGAGGGUAAGCGGUCGCCAGAGGUCUCGGAUCCUGACGAGUCGAUGUUUUACACCGAUUCUGCUCACAUUGAGCCCGUAACUACACCCUCUGAACCUCAUCAAGUUACAACGACGGAAGAUUCGGUAGCAGAACCGGCGCGAAGGUCUGCCGUGUUAUCUGACAUUGGAGGAGUUGACCCAUGCUCUGCUGAAAGACCGCGAGAUGGGCAAGAGAUAGUCGAUGAAGGAGGUCAGUCCGGCUUGAUGUCUCGGGAGGGUACGCCCAUGCACGAUGAUGCUCCGCCAGAUGAAUAUGCCGUGUUAGAACCCUCAUCCUUGUUGGCUAGCAAGAUAUUGCGCGCACAUGACAACCCCUCACCUCCACCAAACCUUCCAGACAUCGGACAUUACAGAAGUAUUUCACCCGAUUCUCAUAUUCCAGUGACCUACGACAACGCCUCUCAACAAGAUCUCAUCAACUUCAAUUCUUUCUCAUUUACCUCAACAUCUCCUCACCCUAUUACCGCACGUGCGGACACUGAAUACCAUCCUACUCUAACAACCGUGGAUGAUUUGCUUGCUCUGUCUCCAGUUCCCAACCCAGAUACGACCGACGUCAACCGAGAGACCACCGCGUCUGUUGACGAAGAGGAUCAAGUAUUAGUGGAACUCUCUCGCGAUGACUCUGAGCCUGUUCCAUACUUGCAUGAUGCUGUACCCAUACCUGAAGCUGUGCCAGACCCUGUCACACCUGUGCGACGGUCUUCGCAGCGGCAGCGAAGCCGUAGUCCACUUGUACCACAGGAAGCUUCUCUACAAGACAAGCAAGGAUCUGAAAGUAAUCUGAAAACCCCAGGCCUUCUCGUCAGGAAAGGAAAGAACAGGGAAGCCACUCGCGAGGAAGGGUCCAGCAAGACCCGGGAAAGUACGGUCGUAGCGAACGCGCAGGACUUACAGAUAAUUCUGCUUCAGACAUUAAUCUCCACUGACACCAAGUCCAUUGAGAAGACCAGAGAAGGUGUAACUAUGGACAACAGUAUUGCUAAGGUCGACGAGGACGGUCCCACAUUCAAAAUAGAGCAGAAAAGGCAGGGCACGCAAGCCUCGUUUGAGCGCGAGCUAGGUUCCUUGUCUCCAACGUCUGCAGGUCUUUUGAUGCAGCUACUUCCUACCGCUUCUCGUUCUUCAGAUGGCGAUUCUACAUCGUCCGUCGCAGUGGAGCCCAUAUACACACUGUCCCCACCCUCGUCGUCUUGUCUCCCCAUCUCCUUACCUUCUCAAUCCCCUCGAUCCCCUUCCCCUACACGUGUCUCCGAUACCAAGGGUGGACCUGUAACCCCGUCUUCCCCGACUUUUCGUACGCCUGCACGCCGGAUACCGAUUGCGCAAGCCAUUGCACAAGGCAUGUUAUCUGCGCAGAAGCACGGCUCAUCAUCGAGCACCCUCUUUUCGAAGACCACGGCUGGCACCGGCUUUCCGGCCUCUCCUGUUUUCAAGCGGACUGCCCUAGAUGAUCCUGCCAGGAGUCCUGCGAAGCGCAUCCCGGUUUCAGAGGCGAUGGCUAUGGCUACUCCCGCAAAAGGUAAGGUGCCUACUCGACUGGGCUCGCCCAUGCGUGCAUUUUCCAGGGAACGAAGCAGGUCCGUCGAGCCGAAGCCACCUGUGAUUCAGAAACAGCGAGCGAGCUCCGCUGAACCUACCAGACCUAUUCUCGCUCUUAAAGUUGGAAGAGACGGAUUCUUUGCGAAACCACGUUCCUCCGCCUCCGACUCAGAUGCGUCAACUAGUACCCCGACAGGAAAUAGUUCAAGACCAGAGAGGGCCCGAGUCAUAUUGCCAUUCCCCAUUGUGGCAGCGCCACUUCUCCAGCCGACGAUCCCUGAAGUAGAAGAGAAUGAUGCUGAGUCUCCCGUACCUCCCGUUGGUACUUCGCGCCUCCCUCUUCCCAGUCCUUCGAAAUCUAGUCCAACGAAACCGAGCUCUAGCCUGAGGCAGCCAUCAGCUUCCAGUAGGAUCCCAAGGAUUGGUGCUAAGCCAUAUGCAAGGCCAAAAACCCAGGACACAGACGCAGAGAAAGAUACAAAGUUAAUAGUGUCCGCACGCCGAGCAGCUGGUGCCAGUACAAGUACUAACGCUGUGGCGGCCACUCGGACAGCCCAGCCCCUCAGAGUCAUGCGCCUUGCUCGUGGCAACGGCAAGAGCGCGGAAGAUUACCCCUCCAAACAUCUCGCCUCGCCGUCAAGCAAGGUAUCAGACCCAACGAAUGAUAAGCCGGAUUCGACGAUCUCCGCGGCCACUUCCUUGAAGAGGAAAAGAGACUGCGAAAGGUCGAAGGCUUCACCACCGGGCAUGCCUAUUGUGAUGAUGAGAAAGGUCAUGUCGGGUAUGUUCAGCCACACGUCGAAAUCUGCCCCGAUUCUUGCUGUGACAAUUCCGCCGAACGAACAAGCUCAGGCGGAACCGAGUACUAUCAAGGGGCAGGGCCCUAUCAAGAUGCGGCGAGUUGUUGACUGGAAGAAACCUCGGCAAUUUUUUUGGGAGACCGCGCAGAAGCAGCCAGUAGAAGAAGAGAACACCCUACAGCAAUCUUUUCCCGAUAAACAGGACAAUGUGCCCAUUCUCCAUCAAUCACCCCGUUCGCCACCACAUCGAUCCCCAACACCUAUAGCUGGCCCUUCCUGUGAAUCGUCCCUCUACACCACGUCACGAGAAUCGAAGGUGACGUCUGCAGAACCUCCUUCUCCACCUCAGGUCGAGCCUUCUACUACCUCUGAUACUCGUCGUUCCGCUCGUUCACGGCGGCGUGUAGGACGUUCAUCUGAUGUAUUCGGAGCGAUAGCUGCCACAACUGUACAACCGCUUCAGCCACGUCGGAAGCGUCCCGUGGUCAUAGAGCCCAGUGUGUUCUCUGGGAUGAGCGCUUUGGCUUUGAAGGCCCUUACUACAUCGAACACGACGAAGAAUCAACAACAAAUGGUAGCGCUGCAGACGGAGGUGAUACGGAAAGAAGGGUUGAGGCCGGAGAGUCCUACUACCAAAGUCCGGACAAUACUUGACCGCCAGAAGGAGAUGAAGGUGCAAGAACGAAAGGAACGUGCUGAAAGGAGGGCGAGAAGGUCAGCAGGCGAAGGAACCUCUGAACCCGACGGAAGUAGCGACGUCGGGGAUUUCAGCAUCUUAAGCGUUGACGUGGACGGUGUUCCCCUCAGGCAUCGGAGAGGCCCUGGUGACGAGGAGGAUUACGAAACUCCCGACCGAUAUGAACGACCUGCGAAGCGGGGAAGAACAGAGGCAGAUGAAGCAGUGAAGGACGAAAGGCGAGUCAGAUGGGAUCGUGGGCUUGCGACUAUGGUGUAUUUGGACGACAGUCCUUUAAACCCUCGAAAGCCUCCCAAGGGCGAGCCUGUAAUGAAGGGCUGUUUGGCUCAUACUGCGAAGGCUGUUCGCUUGGACACGUUGGGGAAUGUCGUCAACGCGGAUGUUCCUCUGACUGAUCUUGUCCAUGAGAACGUCGUUGUGAAGAAGUUCGUGUAUGAUGAUGACCCUGCGGAGGAUGAUCCGCCCCAAACCCCUCCGCCUGCUCCAGCGGCCAAGGUGACGAGAAAUAAAAGCAAGAAAUCCAAGAGCUGA
Molecule: messenger RNA, 3843 nt
Organism: Sparassis crispa
Lineage: Eukaryota; Fungi; Basidiomycota; Agaricomycetes; Polyporales; Sparassidaceae
Exons: 6
Coding region: 1-3843 (1280 amino acids)
Source: RefSeq, a predicted model, not a curated record